AUGGAGCACAAGGGCGUGCGAUACGGUAUUCCAGUCGACAGCUUGAAACAUGCCGCUUCCAGUGGGCAGACACUCUUCCUUUACGAUUCGAAGUCAAAGACUUACCGAAGCGCUACGUCGAACGUUCCGACUUAUCACAUUCAAGAAACGAUCGAGCUUCCAGGAGGUGCGGAAUACGAAGAAACGACUGUUAGAGCUGCAAAGGCACUUGAAAAACCGCCGAGGAAACAACCCAAGAACCUGAAGAUGCGUUUUCGGCCUGUAGGCAGCGGUGAUGGUCCACCACAGACGCUUGGUUCGAGCGGCGAAGAGUCAGAAGGAGAAGAGCCUACGUUCAAAGCACCCGCAGGCGAGAAGGAGAAAGAACGGAAGCGCAAGCAUCAGUCAACAGAGGGUGAUGCGAGCCAGUCUGCUGGUUUACCGCGGAAAAAGUCCAAGAAGCACUCCAUCGAUAACGGCGACAACGCCGUGGAAGAGAAGGUAAAGAAGAGCAAGGACCGAGACGGCAAAAAGCGAAAGAAGGCAGAGAAGGCUUAA
Aspergillus calidoustus is the source of this 537-nucleotide messenger RNA. The record is from the annotation of a GenBank genome assembly. Lineage: Eukaryota; Fungi; Ascomycota; Eurotiomycetes; Eurotiales; Aspergillaceae.